This is a messenger RNA of Drosophila eugracilis, 2675 nucleotides long. Its product is annotated as insulin-like growth factor-binding protein complex acid labile subunit. The coding region runs from base 773 to 2380 and encodes 535 amino acids. The record is from RefSeq and is a predicted model, not a curated record. The transcript has 3 exons. Gene Ontology annotation, cellular component: membrane. Gene Ontology annotation, molecular function: protein binding. NCBI's taxonomy places the organism in Eukaryota, Metazoa, Arthropoda, Insecta, Diptera, Drosophilidae.
CCCAUUUAAAGCCCUGACAUUUGGAGAAGUGCAGCUGCCAGCCAUUAAUAUUGCCCCCAUCAAAAAGGCACUGUGUGGCAUAAACAAUGUGCCACAGUCUCGCUUUCAAAUUCGGCCAGUGAGCCCCGCGACCGGUUUUCUUUUCGGGGGGAGCACUGUGUCCACUUUGUUUUUUUUUUUUUGUGGGAACGGGAACGGGAAUCUCGAUCCAGCAGCAGCAAAUUUCCAGUUUCAGCUUUUUGUUCAGUUCGAUUCGAGCGGCGGACAGGUAGAGAUCGUUCGCUGGUUAUUUUUCUACGAAAAAGGGGUUUCCGCUUUCGGUUUUAGAUCUUCGCGCGUGUUUUUAAUUUCAAGAAGAGGAUGAGCAUCAUUCCCCAAGCAGCUGCAAAAGUGCAACAGCAGCAGCAGGAGCACCAACAUCAUCAGUAACCGCAGCAAACACAAACGGGUUUCAUUUGCACUCGUCGGGCAUUUAUUUGAAUUGUGUGUGCGGUUGGGUCGCGUGCAGUUCACGGAAUAUGCAAAAAGCCUUAAUCAUUAAAUUAAACACAGACUAACGACUAUCCACGGCGGCUUGAAUCAUUAAUUUAGUUCUAUAUUCCAAAGAGAGCAGUUCAGUGCUGCCUGAAGUGAAAAAUAUAAAAAAAAAACAAUAUUAAAGAAAAAUAACGAAAAAUCUUAAGUGCAAUUUAAAGAAGAUAUAGAUAAAGUUACUAACAGAUCUCGAAAUUUGUAACGCUUAAGUAGGGAAACAAGCGAAGCCCAUACCGUAAUGAAGCACAAAUUUUUGCUAUUGCUCCUUACUGAAACGGUAUUCCUUCUGGCUACCGCAGUUCAAGGCCAGCACGAGGACAUCCCUUAUCAACCGGUGACCGAUAUCUGCCAGACCUGCGUAUGCCUGAGAAAUCAGGAUAGUGAUCGUGCGACGCACUUCAACCUGGAUUGCUCGGUGAGGAAUUUUGAGCAUAUCCUGGCCCGCUGGCCACAGGAGUUCGGAAGCCAAGCGAUAGCGGCAGGAGCUUCUUCGGAGAUAGUGGUAUCAUACUCGGGCAAUAGGAUUAAGUUACUUCAACAGCUGCCGGCCACAAAUGCCACCUUAACCCUCUCCUGCCGGCAUUGUGGUCUGCAGGAUCUGCAGGCUCCCCUCUUCAUGGACGUGCCCAAUGUGGAGGCCCUCUACCUCAGCUGGAAUGAGCUAACUAAUGAUGCAUUGGUCCCGGAUCUCUUUAGAGGUCCUUUCCGCAACACUCGCUACGAGCCGAUUGGAUUACGGGAUCUGGACUUGAGCCACAAUCGAAUAUCUCGUCUGGAUCGGCGGCUCUUCGAGCACACUCCACAUUUGAUCAGGUUGAAUUUGGGCUACAAUAAAUUGAGUUCCCUAGAUGAAGCCACUACGGCAGCUAUUGCAUCGGUUACUACAUUGCAAAGAUUGGAUAUCUCUAGCAAUGGGUUGAUGACCCUGCCACCACAGCUUUUUCCAAAGUUGGCCAGCCUCCGUAUCCUAGAUGUCUCAGGAAAUGAGUUUAGUACAAUUCCUGCCAGCCUCCAGCAGUUAAGCAAGGCGUUGGUACAACUAAAUUUGGCUGGGAAUACCUUCCUGACUUUCAAGGAGAACAGUCUUCAUGGCUUGGAAUCUCUAAAACGACUGAAUAUCAGUGGCAUGCCAUCUUUGAGAAGUUUGGAGAAGGGAGCAUUGAAUUUGCCUGCCUUGGAGCAGCUAGAUUGCUCCAGAAAUCCCAAAUUGGAACACUUGGAGCUGGAGGAUUUGCUAAGUAGUCGGAACUUGUCGCAAGUUGAUUUGUCCAGGAAUGCAUUGAGCACUUUGACCCUUAAUAUCUCCAGUUCUAACAAUAGUACCAAUAAUACAGAACCCUGGCCACGUCUUCGUCGACUUAGUAUCUCGCGAAAUCCUUGGUACUGCAGUUGCGAACUCUUCAAAGCCCUGGAGCUAACUGGAAUUUCCCACAUCGAACGGGAAACAGAUAGUGCCGAAGCCCGUUGUGAAACUCCAUAUCUACUCGCCGGAUCACGGCUCUCCAACUUGACAGCGCAAAGGAUCUGUACGAUGGUGAUACCAAAGAAAUACCGUGAAGUAGAUGAGGAGCCACCGCGAUUCCUGCGACGUCGCUAUAUUAUACUGACCGCCAUUAUAGCCAGUAUUGUUCUAGUAAUUGGCCUGGUAAUCGGAUUCGUUGUGGUCUGUAUACGACGGCGUCUCAAGGGCAGUGAUUAUGGGGUACAACCCAUUCGAUACACCAGCGUAAGGGGUAGCAAUCUGUCGCAAUUCUCGCAGCUGCAACCCGCUUCGGUGGCCAGUAAAUUCAACAACGUCCAUGCCGGAAGCAACAGUGGUGCCACCACGGGUGCUGCCAAUGCCUAGAACGGUAUUAAGAUCCUAAUUCGGUUUCCAAAUCCGAGCUAGCUGCACAAGUUUCGAGCCAAAGAUUUCCACGACAGUGUUGCGAAUCCAACCGAAAAAAAGACUUCCUGUGCGUGCUAUCAUGUAUAUAUAUAGGUGUUCCUCUGUAUUAAAUCCCACAAUGGAGCUAAUCCUCCGAUUCCUAUUCCCAGUACCCUUAAAUCUAUAACCCCCUAGUAUUUAGUGAUGCCAUCGAUGUUUGUAUUGUACUUAAGUUCCAAACAUUUAGUGUGUAAUAAAACAUUUUCAAAAUCAA